CUCUUUUUUCAAUAGAUAACAGAAUGAUUCUUCUGGUGGACUCAGCAGAACCGGGGGAAAUGUCUCCGAACCCCAAUCCUGGUCUAUGUGUUAUGCUCAAGUUGUUUUCGUAAGGAAAAUGAGGUGGAGAAAAUGAGACUGGCUAAGACAGAUUCGUCUUUACCGGCUGUUAAUUAGACCAGCGAGCGUCUGCACCUUUCCAGUCUUCCCAAAGGAUGGAUGGAGGUCCGGAAUCACUCACAAUGGAGGCAAGCAAGCAGAUGCGAGUGUCUCGGCCAUACAAAAUCAGCGAAUCUUCAAAGGUGUACCACUGGGCUGACCACUCCACCACAGUGCUGCAGCGGCUGAAUGAGCAGCGGCUGCAUGGCCUCUUCUGUGACGUGGUCCUCGUGGUGGAAGAGCAGCAAGUGCCCGCCCACCGCAACCUUCUGGCUGUCUGUAGCGACUACUUCAACUCCAUGUUCACUCUGGGCAUGCGUGAGGCUUUCCAGAAGGAGGUGGAACUGGUCGGCGCCUCCUACGUGGGGCUCAAGGCCGUGGUGGACUUCCUGUACAGCAGUGAGCUGGAGCUGGACGGCAACAACAUUGACUACAUCCUGGAAACAGCGCACCUGCUGCAGAUCUGGACGGUGGUGGACUUCUGCUGUGAGUACCUGGAGCAGGAGGUGAGUGAGGACAAUUAUCUCUACCUCCAGGAGCUGGCUUCCAUAUACAGCCUCAAGCGGCUGGAUGCCUUCAUCGACAGCUUUGUCCUGAGCCACUUCAGCACCCUGUCCUUCACGCCUGACUUCCUGCAGAACGUCUCUGUGCAGAAGCUGUGUGUCUACCUGAGCAGUGGCCAGGUACAGCACACCUGGGAGUAUGACCUGCUGCAGGCAGCUCUGCAGUGGCUCACCCAGCAGCCGGAGCGCGAGGCGCACACCUGCCGGGUGCUCGAAAACAUCCGCUUCCCCCUCUUCCCUGAGGACAUCCUGCUCCAGCGUGUGAAGCUGGCCAUGGGCUCGCUGUUGCCCAGUGUGGCUGACGGCGAGGGCUUCGUGGAGGAGGCCCUGAACUACCACAGCAACCUGGUGGCGCAGCCUGUCCUGCAGACAAAGCGAACAGAGCUGCGUUCUGAGGAGUGCUUGCUCUUCGUGGGUGGCGAGGUCUCUGAGCGGUGUCUGGAGCUGAGCGAUGACACCUGCUUCCUAGACACCAAGAACGAACAGUGGGUGAAGGAGACAUCCCUGCCGGCCCGCCGGAGCCACCACUGCGUUGCCGUGCUGGGGGGCUUCAUCUUCAUUGCUGGUGGCAGCUUCUCGAGAGACAACGGAGGGGAUGCAGCCUCCAACCUUCUUUAUAGGUAUGACCCCCGCCGUAAACAGUGGAUCAAGGUGGCCUCCAUGAACCAGCGCCGUGUGGAUUUCUACCUGGCCUCCAUUGAAGACAUGCUAGUGGCUGUUGGUGGCCGGAACGAGAACGGAGCAUUGUCUUCUGUAGAGACCUACAGCCCCAAGACCAACUCCUGGACUUAUGUGGCUGGCUUACCAAGGUUCACCUAUGGUCACGCAGGCACUAUCUACAAAGACUUCGUGUACAUCUCAGGGGGCCACGACUACCAGAUUGGCCCGUACCGCAAGAACCUGCUGUGCUAUGACCACCGGACGGACGUGUGGGAGGAGAGGCGGCCCAUGACGACAGCCCGAGGCUGGCACAGCAUGUGCAGCCUGGGUGACAGCAUCUAUUCCAUUGGGGGCAGCGACGACCACGUGGAAUCCAUGGAGCGCUUCGACGUGCUGGGCGUGGAGGCCUACAGCCCUCAGUGCAACCAGUGGACCCGUGUGGCACCGCUGCUGCAGGCCAACAGCGAAUCGGGCGUGGCCGUGUGGCAGGGCCGUAUCUACAUCCUGGGCGGCUACAGCUGGGAGAACACGGCCUUCUCCAGGGCUGUGCAGGUGUAUGACCGUGAAGCCGACAGGUGGAGCAGGGGUCCAGACCUCCCCAAUGCCAUUGCAGGCGUGUCGGCCUGUGUGUGUGCCCUCAACCCGAGGCUGGAGGAAAAGAAGAAGAGGAGCAAGGACAAGUGCCAGGACCGAGGUCAGUGACACCGAGUCUGGCAGAGCGGCCACAUUCACGGCUGUCACACCCUAGGAGCUUUUUUGUACUUUUUUCAUUCCUGGUAUUUCUAUGCUAUCACAGUAAAUAAUAAUUAAAUAUUCUUCACAGCUUUACAUAUUAUCUUGUUUGAAUACUUGCACUUGGGUCGUCAUGUCUGCAUGGGCCUUCUUCCCGGGUCACACACCCCUGAAGGUCCCUGUGACUGUUCCUAUCCACACUUACUGGCUCACAGGUUAUAUGAAAAAAUUGGUAGUGAAAAUCAGUGUCCCCAAGUUUUGGGCUUCCCCAAACCUAGCUGCAGCUUUCGUACAGACACCCAAGCUGUGCUGAGGUACUAGAGGCCUGUCCAGAGACUUGAGUUCUGAGCGUCAGCUGCAUUCUGCAUUCAGUUACCUCAGGCAAGGGCACACAUGUUCGUUGUGCAUUUAAAGACACGGGGAUCCCAAGCUCCCUGGACAGGCAGGCGAGACCCAGGGACUCUUGAUUUUCUUGCUGAAGGUUCCAUAGCAGCCGAUUCUUUUCCUGAAUAGUGUCAUCUUCCCUGGCUGGAAAUCUCUGUAAAUUCUCUGUCGUUGAGAAGGAAGGGUAGGGAAAGGCGGCGCAAACAUAUUUAUGUGCGGUAUUCCGUAGCGUGAGCUGCCUACCUAAUGUCACUGUCGUAGCGAGCUCCCCAAAUCUGCCUUCAUUUUUUAAAAAAUAUUUAUUUAUUUAUUUAUUAAUUAUGUAUACAAUAUUCUGUCUGCGUGUAUGCCUGCAGGCCAG
Molecule: messenger RNA, 2859 nt
Organism: Chionomys nivalis (European snow vole)
Lineage: Eukaryota; Metazoa; Chordata; Mammalia; Rodentia; Cricetidae
Gene: Klhl36
Product: kelch like family member 36
Exons: 5
Coding region: 216-2084 (622 amino acids)
Molecular function (GO): cullin family protein binding
Source: RefSeq, a predicted model, not a curated record